This is a messenger RNA of Neodiprion fabricii, 2397 nucleotides long. RefSeq lists its product as uncharacterized. NCBI's taxonomy places the organism in Eukaryota, Metazoa, Arthropoda, Insecta, Hymenoptera, Diprionidae. The record is from RefSeq and is a predicted model, not a curated record. Bases 16 to 882 code for a protein of 288 amino acids. The transcript has 5 exons.
GAGACGGGUUCGAAGAUGUGCGACAUGUCGAGGAUCGAGAGGAGAGCGUACCGGGAUCAAGAUCCUCCGCGAAUCCGCAAUAAAAGCACAGAGGAUUUGCUGAGGAACGAGUUCCAGACAUCCAGCAGAUCGACUCCGAACUCGCCGACGGCUCUGCAGCGCGUUGCGAGUUUAGAAAAAUGCUACAGCGACCCGGACUUUUCGAAGAAACAAAAAAACCCAACGAUCAAGAUCGCCGAUAUCGAUCCUUCGCGAAACGAUAACCCAUCUGCCAGUUCCAGUCGCGAGGACAACUUGUCGGCGGAUCAAUGCGAUAAAAUUGGAUCGAGGAACGCCUGGAACAGCGAAGAUUUCGCGAAAGAGUUAGCAGCCAAAGUGCCUUCGUCUAAAAUCCUAAAAGAGGUGGUUUUUAACGGUACGACGACAAACGAGUCUGACAGCUGCACCAGCGGUACGAGCAAAGUGACAAACGGCAAGGACAUGGCUCCGGUCCUCGGCGUUCCGCCGCCUCCGCCAGCCCCCCACAUGGGACCAGACGGUCUUAUCUUGCCGCGAAAGCCGAACAACCCCUACAUCGGCUCGAUGAACCACAAGGACCUUCACCGAGAAUUGCUGUUCAACCAGAGAGUGGGUAAGAACAUACUGAAUCAAAAAAGCGAGCUUCAACGAGCACUCGAAAAACAGCGGGAGGCAGCCUCGAGAAAGGAGGCCGAGAGAAUACGGGAGGAAUCCUUCAAGGACGACCCAAGGACAGCGCUUCAACGUGCCAUCGAGCAGAGAGCCAGACACAUUCAACUCAAGGAACAGCCGGAGAGUAUGGAACCUCCGAAUCCUUUGGUAACAGCGAGAGCAAAGUUGAGAACACGGACGGAAUCGCAGUGAGAAGAAACGAAAGGCGAUAACGAUUAACCUGCUCUAGAGCCUCUUUUCAUCACCACCUUCCUCUCAAUCCAGUAUGUAUGAUAUCACAUCCUGCGCAAGAAGGAGGCAGCUCAACUUUUUGCGAUGAAAACAUAGUACAAAAGACGUUAAAGUAUACCUAAUACCUAUAUACCUAUUGCAACACAAUUCAUGUACACGUAUUACGUACACAUGUGCAACCAAGAUAAAAUUCAAUCGUAUUGGAAUCCAACGUCUGAUAGUGCUAGGCAAUACGGCGUCAAAGAGUGAGUAAUCAGUCGACCGUUUUAGUUCGAUUGUAUAAAUAUCAAUCAAGACGGAAAAAAUCACGUACAAGCUGUCAAGGGCUUUUAUUGCGUUACGUAAAGUCUACCCGAAGCGAAGAAUUAGAAACAAACAACUACUUUUACAAUUUAAUACAGCAAUACCAGACAGUGGGCUUCUGAUACGGAUUUCCUCGUAGAAAUGAAAAAGCCACAAUUGAUAAUAGAACUCGAGGCUCGACCCAUGACGAACCCCGCAACGAACACGAAACGUGAAUUGUGAACGAUAUCGACACUCUUAGUACUCUUAGUUGCGUUCGAGUCGCGUAUCGGUUACGUUACGUUGUUCGUCUCAUUACUCGAUAGACUUACAGAAGAUCUGACUGAAAAAGAGAUAAUAUAUAUAUAUGUAUAACAAAAAAGAAAAAAAAAAACAGAUUAAUUUUCAUAAAAAUCCUAUAUUAAACGAAAAGUGAAAAAAAAAGACAAAACGGAGCUACCUACUUUUUGAUGCCUAUUUUGAAUCUUCAAUUAAUAAUCGAUACCAUAUAUAUAUAUAUACAUAUACUAUAUGUAUGUGUACAUAUUAUAUUUGUACCAUAUUGUUCUAUGUUAUACUAGUUUUAAUGUUUUAAUUUUAGAAAGUAUGAAUCGUAUAUAGUAAUAUUAAUGUAAUUAUUACUACCUGCAGUUAGCUAAAUAGCUGGCUAAUAUCUAAUGCCUGUAUAGGAACCACCACCUACGCCCAACACAUACAAAAUAAAAUGCCUUACCAGGUCCUCUUUCCAACAUCCUGAAGUAGAAUAAUGUACACCUUACACACAUUCUGUUACGGAGACAGAGAUUGAGGAUUUUUGAAACAAGUGUUCUUUUUUUCUAUACCGAACUUAAAUGUACUGUCUGAAAUUAAGAGUUGUGCUAAAUUGUACCCAACUUAUUGUUAGAUUACAUUAAUAUGAAUAUUACCUAAAUAUGUCUAAUAAAAGCACACACGCAGCAUUUUACAGUUAUAAUUCCCAAAUAUAUUUUAUUUAACAUUGACAUUCAUUUUUUUUUGUUCCUGUUGUGUUUUGUUGUCAUUUAUUUAUUUUUUCCCCUUUAAUUCAGAACUGCAAUCGUACUGGGAAAAAUCACAACUGUACGUAUAAAAAAGAAAAUUCCGGUAUCGAAAUACAGCGAUACAUAAAUAUGAUUAAAUGGGCUUCCAACAUUAGCGUAUCAGAUGAAAAAAACG